AUGGCUUUAAUAAUCUUACUUGAAGUUUCCUUAGCCAUCGUUUGUUUUACCAUCCUUUGUUUCUUCCUCUUCAAGAAACCUCAUGACGGCUUCCUUAGAAACUGGCCAGUUUUAGGGAUGCUUUUGGGUCUGCUCGUGGAGUUCCAUCAGAUCUAUGAGUUUAGUGUGGAGAUUCUCCGGAACUCUAACUUGACAUUUCCAUUCAAGGGCCCGUGGUAUUGUGGAAUGGAUAUGUUGUUCACGGUUGAUCAAGCAAAUAUUCAUCAUAUAAUGAGCUCAAACUUCUCCAACUACACAAAAGGUCCAGACUUCAAAGAAGUAUUUGAUGUUCUUGGAGAUGGGAUACUCACCGCGGACUCGGAGCUAUGGAAGAAUCUAAGGAAAGCUUCUAAAGUCAUGUUUAGCCACCAAGGGUUUCGAAGGUUGUCAAUGAGUACCACGAGAAGAAAACUCGAGGAGGGUCUUGUUCCUCUUUUCAAUCACUUUGUAGAGGAAGGAACUGUCGUGGACUUGCAAGAUUUGUUCGUGAGGUUCAUGUUCGACACAACCCUAAUGAUGGUUACCGGGUGUUCUGAUCCUAGAUCUCUCUCCAUUGAAAUGCCAGAGGUUGAUGAGUUCGCGAAAGCUCUCAACGAUGUAGGAGAAGGAAUUAUGUAUAGGCACGUUAAACCGAGGUUCUUGUGGAAGCUGCAAAGAUUAGUUGGAGUGGGACAAGAGAAGAAGCUGUCUAAAGCUAACGCCACUUUGAAACGAAUGUUUGCACAGUUUAUAUCAGCUAAGAGAGAAGAGAUAAGAUCACGAGAGAUUACAAACAUUUUCAAUGGAGAAGGUGAGGAUCUUUUGACAUCCCACACGAAGCUAGAUGCAACAAAGUACAAGCUCUUGAACCCAAGUGAUGAUAAGUUCCUCAGAGACACUAUGUUAUCUUUCAUUCUAGCCGGGAGAGAUACUACUGCUUCUGCUCUUACUUGGUUCUUUUGGCUUUUGUCCGAGAACCCUAAAGUUGUCACUAAGAUUCUCCAAGAGAUCAAAACAAAUCUACCAAGAACAAGUAGCCAAAAGACGCCGUGUUAUGGUGAUGAUGAUUCCAUGCAGUACUACUUGAACAAACUGGUGUAUUUACGUGGCGCCUUAUAUGAAGCAAUGAGACUUUACCCGCCGGUUCCAUUCGAGCGAAUGUCUCCCAUAAAUCCAGACAAGCUUCCAAGUGGGCAUAAAGUCGACGCGAGUAUGAAGAUUUUGAUAUUUAUUUACGCCUUGGGGAGGAUGGAAGCAGUAUGGGGAGAAGAUGCCUUGGAGUUCAAGCCAGAGAGAUGGGUUUCAAAGACAGGAGGGUUGAUAGAAGAGCCUUCUUACAAGUUCUUUACGUUUAAUGCUGGCCCAAGAUCUUGUCUUGGUAAGCACUUAGCUAUGACAAUAAUGAAGACAGUGGUCGUGGAGAUAUUACAAAACUAUCAUGUUGAAGUUGUCCAAGGCCAAAAGAUUGAACCAGCUCCUGGUCCUAUUCUUCGCAUGAAGCACGGUCUUCGAGUCACACUUACUAAAAGAUGCUCUGAUGUGAUCUAA
Molecule: messenger RNA, 1566 nt
Organism: Microthlaspi erraticum
Lineage: Eukaryota; Viridiplantae; Streptophyta; Magnoliopsida; Brassicales; Brassicaceae
Source: the annotation of a GenBank genome assembly